AUGGACGAACAGCUCAUCUUCAGUACGAAUACCACCUGCACGGUGGGCUCCUUACAUUCGCCCAACCAAACGAAUUUAAAGCAGUGUUCGAAUGAGUUCCGCAACGGAUCGUGUCUGGUGGGCAGCAAAUACCUAUUGGUUGCCCAAGCACGCAAGGCUCUAAUCAACGUGUACAGAAUCGAAGGCUCUGGAAAGAGAGAAUCUGUAGAACAGAGACUGCCGCUGCCGGAGACCGUCAACUGCCUGGAAGUUGUUGAGAACAAUGCAGAGCAGAAUGGUAACUCACAGCUGCCAUAUCUGUUGUUAGCGUCGACUUCCUCUGGUAAACUCUACGUCUGGGAAAUGGCUUCAGGAAAUCUGCUCACAGUUAAAGCUAUGGCGCACUACCAAGCCAUCACAAAAAUUCGUUCUAUCAUUCAGGGAAAAUACGUAAUCACGUCUGGUGCUGAUGCGCGCAUAAUGAUAUGGCAAACUGUGGAUUUAGUUUCCCAGCAGGACCCAAAACCACUUUUUACUUUGCAUGAUCACACGCUGGCUGUAACAGACUUUGAGGUUUCAAACGCACACUCGUCCCAACUAUCCGGCAAGCUUUUCACAGUCUCGCAUGAUAUGACUAUGCGCUGUUACGAUCUGAAUAUGGACGUGUUUGACAAACCGCAGCUACUAACCACUUUCACCUUCCCCUUCCCUCUGGAGUGCAUAACUUUGGACCCCGCUGACAGGGCAUGCUACGUGGGCGGCGCACAAGGCGUAUACGCAUUGCCAUUUUAUUACCCAAUCGGAGACCGUAAAGUUGCCAAUCUCCUCAGCUCUGACUCAAGCAACAUCCUUUCUUGCGUUGAACAGCAACCGGGCGAUAAAAAUGCCGACUUGUUCACAAUGGGAAAGGUUGCACUAGCUAAGAUUACGAACGCUCAAACUUCUCAGUUGGCGUGCUCUCUCGAGGGAAGUCUCCUAGUCGUUGGUGACUCGCUAGGAAAGUGCACCGUAAUGGAUGUUUACUCUAAGCAACCAGUCAAGGAGAUACAAGCGAUAGUUGCCAACGAGACCGCGGGAGAAGUAACGAGCAUCAUACUCAAUCCUGUGAAUGUCGACAACUCAAAUAGCCUUUUGGGUGACGGCAAGACGCAGUCGGGAUUCAAAAUACCCAACCUACAGAAAAACGUAUUUGCUCGUGAGGGUUUGCACGACAUCCUUUUCCAGAUCGAGGACCUGCAGGACAGUAAAGUGGCACCCCUGGAUGACUUCGAAGCGUACCUUGAUCAAGUUGCUGCCGAGGAGGGUACGUUUGCCCAGCUCGGCAACGUUGUUUCGACAGUCAAAGUGAUGUCGGAAAGCGAAGGAGCAAACAGAAAUCCUGAGAACCCGGACACUGCGCAACGCCCAGCUGACGAUGGGGAGCUAUUAACUAUGAAGGCAACUGUCGGCCAGCUCACUGGAGCUUACAAGGAGCUGCGAGAAAUGUAUGACAAGCUCUUCCAAGAACAUGAAAGUUUGCGGAGUACCUUAGGGGAAAACUAA
This is a messenger RNA of Lachancea thermotolerans CBS 6340, 1521 nucleotides long. RefSeq names its product chromatin-binding/pre-rRNA-processing protein IPI3 (gene IPI3). Gene Ontology annotation, cellular component: nuclear pre-replicative complex. Bases 1 to 1521 code for a protein of 506 amino acids. Gene Ontology annotation, molecular function: protein binding. The record is from RefSeq and is a predicted model, not a curated record. Gene Ontology annotation, biological process: DNA-templated DNA replication; rRNA processing. Lineage: Eukaryota; Fungi; Ascomycota; Saccharomycetes; Saccharomycetales; Saccharomycetaceae. The transcript has a single exon.